This is a messenger RNA of Xiphophorus hellerii (green swordtail), 1747 nucleotides long. It is a transcript of the gene sac3d1, whose product is annotated as SAC3 domain containing 1. Gene Ontology annotation, biological process: spindle assembly; centrosome duplication. The transcript has 4 exons. Lineage: Eukaryota; Metazoa; Chordata; Actinopteri; Cyprinodontiformes; Poeciliidae. Bases 77 to 1267 code for a protein of 396 amino acids. Gene Ontology annotation, cellular component: spindle; nucleus; centrosome. The record is from RefSeq and is a predicted model, not a curated record.
CUUUAGUUGGAUGCCAGCCGCCAAUAAAAAAUAAAAGAAGAAGAAGAAGUGACGAUAUUCCUGUUUAGAUGAGCCAAUGAACCGCAGGAGAGGUACGCGCAUCACUCAGUUGCAGAGCAGUAGGGCACCAUCAGGUGGAUGGAGGAGUCCGAGGAACAAACAACAAUGUCAAAAUCAAAGCAAAAACCAAAAGAAUGAGGUGGAAGCAGAAGACCAGGAAAAAGAAAUAAAAGAAAUGGCUCCCAGAGCGUCCUGUCAAACCAUGUGUCCUGCUCAAGAGCUAUGGAACCGUGAGUCUCAAAACCGGCUCCACUGUUUCGAAGUGGUCCCUGGUACUGAGAGCUUUCGAAAGCCGAAGGGAGAUCCUCUGCGUGCUGUCAAGGAGUAUUCCAGACCAGCAGCAGGAAAAGAUGUCACAAAGCCCUCUUACCUGCGACCGCCUGAUGUGUUGCUAAAGACUGCCUGCUAUCUUAUUGAUGAGAUUGCAGGGUCAACUAGUCUGCACCCAUGGACUGAGGUGUACAGUUUUGUGUUUGAUCGACUACGUAGUGUGAAACAGGACAUGAUCAUCCAAAGGUUGUCUGGAAAGGACUGUGUGGCCAUUUUAGAGCUAACAGUGCGUUUCCACAUCUACGCUUCUUAUCGUCUUUGUGGUGAGCCGCUGCGGAUUUACGAUCCACGCAUCAAUGAUACACACCUACAAGAAUAUCUGAAUUGGCUGUUUGACUGCUACAAAACUGGAACUGGACCAUAUCCAAACCAGGAGGAGUUUCAGACUCUUGGUCUCCUCUACAACCUGGGUUCAAGUCCCGCCACUCAGGAUGUUUUGGAGCUCCCUGAGCGCCUGCGCCAAACCCCUUCUCUUAAACUCGCUCUAGCAAUCAAUCAAGCAUUUCUGGAGGGAAACCAUGUACAUUUACUCCGACUAGUGCAGAAGCUGGACUUUUUGCAGACCUGUGCACUGCACCGCCACCUGGUGACGUGUCGCAGACACUUAUUGCUUAUAUACAGCCACGGAUACCACAGCCGCAACUGCCGCUUUCCUCUUGACAGACUCGCUCAACUCCUCUCCUUGGAACCAUCCCUUACAGCCGAACUUUGUCAGGUGUACGGCAUCGAAGUAAAUCAGCACAACCAGGUGUUAUUUUCCAAAAGUGCUUUUACUGAACCUGAACAAGGGGAACUAAAUUGUAAACUGUAUCAUAGCAUAGUAUCUGAGAAACAAAGAGGCCUCACUGUGAAGAGCAUCAUUCGCGGAUGUACUUGAUACAGAUAUUUGUUUCUUAAUCGGUGCUUGUCAUGCCUUAUUCCUGUAACAGAGCUCUUUAGAUUUCCAAUAAAAAUUUACAGCAGAGUUUAAUCUGCAUUAAACAAGUUUUCUUCUAGAUUGCUGAUUUUUUUUUUUUUUUUUUAACUGAACAUCAUUAAUUUUGUAUGUUUCUUAAUGUCCUGCUGUGCAAUAAGUCAGUGGUCUUACCUCAGGCCUCUGAAUCACCUCGGAAUGUGAACUCCUUUCAUACUGGUAAUGUUUGUUAUUUUGACAGCUUUCUUCAUUUAAUAUAAUGUAAUGAGAAAUAAAAGGUCACCAUGUUUAAUUCCAAAGGCUAACAGUUGAAUUUUAUGUGCUGUUUUUGAUAUUUCUUAAAACAGUUAGGAGAUUUUUCUUUGCACCAGGCUUCAUUCAUUUGCACUGAUCCAACUGCUUAUUGUGAAACCAUUUCAAUAAAUAUUUUUGUUACCAAACAGA